Molecule: messenger RNA, 1485 nt
Organism: Rhagoletis pomonella (apple maggot)
Lineage: Eukaryota; Metazoa; Arthropoda; Insecta; Diptera; Tephritidae
Exons: 9
Coding region: 1-1485 (494 amino acids)
Source: RefSeq, a predicted model, not a curated record
AUGUCGAUUAAAUUAAAUUUAAAAGACGGUGUUUUAUCCACCGAAAAUGGUGAAAUUGUUACAAUUAUGGAAGAACAAAGCGCAAUUGUUCAAGAAUUAGCACUCGAGAAUGUGAAUUUUACUGAAAGUGACCAAAAUAAUGUGUCCAUCGAUGAAGCCAAUGACGAAGAGGAUAGAAAAAAGCUGGUCGAAUGGCUGAACGAUCAUGGAUUAGCAAAAGUUUUGGUGUACCUUCAAAGCAAUCUAGAUGCGCAGGUAACUUUUGACAGCCUUCAGUAUCUAGAAAAGGAUGACAUAAAGGAGGCUAUUCCACCGAUUGGCCUCCGGGCAAAAUUUCGUAGCAAGCUCUUUGAAUGGAGAAAGAAAGAGUUUGGUAUUGAAUGUGAAGAAGAAGAUUCGUUAAGGUCGGACAUUCUAAAAUGGGUGAAACAAAGCAGCUUUAAUAGUUCAUCUCCAGCGCCAUCCCCUCUUCAAGAUAUACCCAAUGUCCAUGGCUGUCUUAAUAAAGAUUUAUCAAGUCUUUUGGAUGAAACUGCUAAGGGAAGAGCCCUACUAGAAGUGUACGCCACUAAGCAGUGCUUUAAAAACGCAAACCGUGACGUACUCAUCAACAUAAUUGUGGAGCAUAUAAUUUUUCAGAACGUCCACUUGAGGCCUAACGAUUUCGCUGCCGUUAUCUCGGAGAUUUGCGCACUAUUCCCAAAAGAAAGCCGCGCUCGGGAAUAUUACUUUAUACCACGCGAUGGAAAGAAGAACCCUUCUGGCAAGCUUUACAUAAAAUAUGCAAACAGCAGAGCAAAGAAGAAAAAAAUGGAUGCUCACUCUUCAAUUCGCCCAGAACCAGCUACUACGGAAAUUUCAGAGGAAAGUUCUGAAAUUGAUUAUUCAGUUGCUUCAGCCCUUAAAGCAGCAUUAUGUCGAGAUACCUCAAAUUGGACUGAAGUAAUAGAAAAAUGGCAAAAAACAUUCGGAAUGCGACAGAAGGAACUGAAGACGCUAAGCAACAUUGAAUUCUUAAAGGCUUGGCCUAUAUAUAGUGACGCAAGAUGCCCAGACCUGAUAAAGCGGGACUUUAAUAUGUUAUACCCAAAUAAAGAACACAUGUUGUAUUCGAAAUGGGAGACUUUUAAGGAGAAAGUUAUAAAGUUUUACGAGACAGAAUUGCGCAACGACUACUGCAAGGAGCUUUUACAGAUGGCUAAUACAACAGAAAACACAGAUGCCCAAGACUUUAUACUUGCAUCGCUACUCAAUGGCGCUUUACCGUGCUCAGCGAGUUUCCCAAACAAUUCCGGAAAAUGCAGCAAGAAGGCUACAAUUGCAGAUGCGCAAGAAAGUUUCGCGUUUUGUAAGGAUCCCUUCCAAGAAAUCAAAUCUGAACAUAGACUUCUUAAAAUACUUAAAGCUCUUAAUUUGUACGAGGAUCCAAAAUCAACAGUUAUAAAAACAUCAAUUGCCCAAACCACUGCUCAUGGCAAUUUUUGA